AUGCUUAAGUUACCAAAAGGCUUAAAGAAGAAGAAAAAAGGGAAAAAAUCGAAGAAAGAUCAAGAGCUUUUUACCGAAGAGGAAUUAGAGCAAUAUAAAAGAGAACACCAAUCACAUCCGGCAGAAGUAAGUGAGGAGCAAUAUCCUGAUAAGGCACAAGGCGGUGGUGAUGAUGACGAAUGGUCCAAGUUUGCUGCGCUUACAACUGGUGUAGACUCAAUUUUGAAGAAAACUCAAGGGGAUUUAAAUCGUAUUAAGGAAACUUCGUUCUUUAAGCGCGUUCCACCCCCAAGUCAAAAGAAAAAGGAGGAAGAAGAAAAGAAAGCAGGAGAAGCUGUAGCUGCUUUUGAAGAACAAAGGCUAGCUAAAGAAGAAGAAAAGGACCCAGCAAAGGAAUUAUUGAAAGCAGUCGUUGAACUUUCAGAGUCUGAAGAAGAAUCAGACGUCGACGACUCAGCUUUUGACACAACUUUUAUUGAAAGAGUUGAAGCCGGUGAACUUCCAUUAGCCUACGUUGAAGCUGAGGAAGAAGAACCAGAUUUAGGACCAGAUCCUUUUGAUACUGGUUACGCAGAAAAAAUAAUCAAAGGACCUGAAGUCUCACAGCGAGGAAAACGACUUGUGAAUAUCGGAGCUGCCGUUGAAGUUCUAACAGGAAAAGUUGAAGCUUCAGUCUCUGCUUCAAAAUCUCGUCGUCAACGUCGUGGAAUUCAAAAUUUAUUACUUGAAAGUUUUGAAUUAAAUCAAGAAGAACACGAGGAAGCUACAUUAAGAGACACUACAUCUAAGACUUUAUUAGAUGAGCCAGCUGAUUUAGCCGAAGACUUCCCUAUCGAUUUAAGUGUAUCAUUACAUUUAGCAUUUCAACCACCAAAACCAUCAGUUGAGUGCGAAGAACUCGACAAAGAUUUAGAAGAAUUUGAUAUCAUUAGAAAGGAUGAUAAUAAUAUACGCAAUACAGAAACAGUAAAAGAAUCAGAAGAAACUGUUGAUUGGUCUGAAUUUGAACUUGAAAGAGAAAAACCACUUCGUUCACCACCCCCGUCAAACCUUAAACAACAAAUUUCCGACGAAGGAUUUGAAUUAACUGACGAUCCAUUUGAUACAGCAUAUGUUGAGAAAAUUGUUCCAAAGUCCAUUGAUUACGACGACGAUUUUGAUCCACGUGGAGCAGUAGAGGAAGAAGACGAUUUUAAUCCUCGUGCAGAGCAAGAGAACCUUUUCGAUUCAAAAGGAAAGUCGUUAGAGAAUACUGCAACUUUAAGAUUAGUGAAAAACGAUUUAUUAAGUGCAAGUCAUAGUGAUCUUGCUAGUAUUGCACCAACAUUAGCUCCAACAGAAGAUUCUGAGCCAGAAGAAGUUGAUCCAUUUGAUACUUCAGCGGUAGACUCUCUUGUAGCCCCCGGGAAAUUUGAAUUAAAAUAUCUUGAAAGGGAAUUACUUGAUAGUGAAAAGAAAAAGGAAUCACUUAGUGACGACGAUUUCGAUCCAAGAGCAGAAGAAGAACAAAAACCUUCUGCAGAAUCUCUAAAACAAAGAAAAUCUUCAUUAUCCUUGCAUAUUCCAGGAUCUGGAAGUAAGCUUGUAUCAUUUAUUAUCUCAUCACCUGAUCUCUUGCACGUAGAUUCUGAGACAAGUAGUAAGAUCCAAAAACCAUUGACACCAUACUAUCGUGAAUCGGCUUUACCAACCGAAGACGAAGUUGCUGAAGAAGAAGAUCCAUUCGAUACUUCAUUUGUACCAGAAAUUGCACCCACAAAAGUUGAAUUAGAUAUAAUCGAGAAGGAAAUUUUAAAGGUUGAACAUAAACCAACAUUAAAACAAAGCUUAUCAGAUCCUGACUUUGAUCCUCGAGCAAUAACCCCGGAGCCACCAAAACAAGAAUACAAACAGACAGAUUUGUUUUUAACAUCAGAUACUCACGAUAUAAAGGUAUUGACACCUGCUAAGGACAGUACACCAGAAGAGGUUGAAGUUGAUCCUUUUGAUACAUCAAUAGCAAAUAAUAUUGUACCGGGAAGAACUGAGUUAAAGCUUUUAGAGGACGAAUUGAUUGAGAAAAAACCUGAGGCACUUCUCCCAACUGAUAUUCUAUCUGAUACUCAGGAUAAUUCAAUUUACGUAAAAAUCUUAACUCCCCAACCAACUGGAUCAUUAGAUUUAGACAACGAAGAAGACUUUGAUCCUUUUGAUACGUCAUUUGCCACCUCAAACUUAGCUCCAGGCGAAACAGAAAUUAAACUAAUUGAAAGCGAGCUUAUUAAUUAA
Chironomus riparius is the source of this 2268-nucleotide messenger RNA. The record is from the annotation of a GenBank genome assembly. NCBI's taxonomy places the organism in Eukaryota, Metazoa, Arthropoda, Insecta, Diptera, Chironomidae.